Messenger RNA from Musca vetustissima, 291 nucleotides. RefSeq names its product neuropeptide-like protein 32. The transcript has a single exon. The coding region runs from base 1 to 291 and encodes 96 amino acids. The record is from RefSeq and is a predicted model, not a curated record. Lineage: Eukaryota; Metazoa; Arthropoda; Insecta; Diptera; Muscidae.
AUGAAAUAUUUCGUUGUGCUGUUUGUAUUGGCUUGGGUGUGUGUCGUUUAUGGCAAUCCUUUGCCCAUAGACACUCCCGAAACAUUGACUAGUGUCGAUGCGGAUUUGGCUGUUGACGCAGGAUUGAAGGAAAAGGCCGAACUAACACGUCAACCUCGUGGAUAUGGAAGACGUGGUUACGGAGGUUUUGGAGGUCCUGGAUUCGGUUAUGGCCGUCCUGGAGGAUUUGGUGGAUCCUUCUCGAAAUCAUACGCAUAUGCCGGUUCGGGUUCCUUCGGAUAUGGAAAAUAG